AUGCGCGACCCGGGCAUGCGCGGCGGUCGAGGCCCCGCGGCGUACGGCGGCGCGUACGGCGCAUAUGCCGGAGGCGCGGGGCCGCGGCGGGAAUGGGGCGCGCAAGAGCAGCGGCGGUGGGGGGCUGGUGGGGGGUACGUCUCGGGAAUACCGGCGACGGGAGUAGCGCCGUACGACAGCCCACCCGAGACGACGUACGUGGAGAUGGAGGACGAUCCGACGGCCCACGACUCGCCGCCGUCGUAUCACAGAGCGAGCGACGUGAAUCCGCACAUCGCCAUGCUGAGGCGGCGCCGCGCCAUGUACAGCAGCAGCAGAUCGCACUACCUGUCGGCGCUCAUCAAGCAGAACCUUCCCUAUAUAGUCAUCGCGGUGCUGCUCAUUCUUUUACUUAUUCAAAACCGGCGGCAACAGCUUGCGCCAGCCUCGAAUGGGGGGACUGGCGCAGCAGGUGGGGCGGGCGCGGGAGGGGGAGGCGCAGGGUCAGGGGCUAAGUCGGCAGCGGGAGAGAAAGCGGAAGCAGGGAAGGGGGCCGGGGGGCAAGGGGGGCCGGGGCAAGCGCAGUCAGUGCCAGCGCCGGCCAAAAUUCCAGUGGACCCGCGGGUGCUGCAGCAGCAAGGGGGCGCGCAGCCGCAGCAGCAGCAAGUUCAAGCUGUAGGCGCGGCGGGAGGGGGACUGACGGCGGGGGCAGCGGGAGGGGGACUGACGGCGGGGGCAGCCGGGGGGGGUCGGGCAGGGGCGUCAGGCAGAGGCAUGGCGGCCACAGCAGGGGGAACAGGCGCAGCAGGGGCCGCAGGGGGGGGAGCGGGGACCACUGCAGGGGCGGCGGGAGCAGCAUCGGGGGGAGACACCAGCACAUCUAGCCACUUCGACCCGCAAUCCGACCUGAGUGACACGGAGAAGCGGCGCGAACUGGUGAAGGCGAUUCUGGAGGACCCGAACUCGAGAAUAGCCAAGGAGGUGACGCGCAACAACGUGUUCCGCGAGCACAUGCCCACGUUUGGGUUCGUGCAGUUCGCGAGUUACCGCAUGAGCGAAAGCAAGUUCGCUGUGGUGGGGCUGGCGUCCCGCGUGCUCAAGACGUCGCGGGAACUGGGCAGGUGCCUGUGGAAGGAGAAGCACGGCGGCCACAGGGUCACGGGGCAGCUCGUGGCCUACUACCCAGGGGACGACCACAACAAGCGGUACGAAGCAGUGGUGCUGGUGUGCGAACUAGAAGAGUCUACAGCACAAGACUUCGGCGGAAUCCUUGUGGUAACCGUGGACAAAGAAGACAUUGUCGCAUACAUAGAGGACCAGGGCCAGUACCCCUCCGCCAACCCCGCCCCGCCCUACCCCCACCGUCUCACCUACUGCUCGCCGCCGCUCGCCACGAAGCUCAUCCCGAUGCGCAUCUACGAGUGGAUAGAGUACCACCUGCACGUGGGGGUGGACCGCGUCGUGCUGUACGAUGCAGGCGCGCUGGACCCCGAGAUCAUGGCGCUCAUAGAGGGCUUUGUGGAGGGCGGAUACGUGCAGAUCGUGGACAUGCGGCGCGUGGAGCAGUUUGACAUCUGGGAGUCUGGGAGGUUGCUCGCGAUGAAUGAUUGUGUGCACCAGCACGCGUUCACCUCCCAGUGGGUGUUCUUCGCCGAGAUGAGCGAGUACUUCUCGUCCAGGUCCGGGGAGGAUAUGGCGGCCGUGCUGAGUAGGUUUGAGGGGCGGCCGUACGUGUCGUUUGGCAGCCGAUGGUGGUCGCUGGAGAAGUGCGUUCAGGUGGAGGGGGCAGGGGGAGGGGCGGGGGGAGGGCUGUUCUGCACCAACAAGGACGAGUACCCGCGCGCCGAGAUGUGCCUGGGGGAAUUCGGCUACCGCCGAGUCGCCGUGGAUCCAAGACAAGUCAUGACCGUCCUGGUUCACCGCACCAGCGUGCCCGAGAUGGGCGGCGACGACUUGGACGCUAGUGAGGCGCGGUUCAACCGGUACCCACUGCUGACGGAGGAGACGAGGAAGGCGUGCCAGAGAGAGGUUCGGCCAGGGGAGGUGGUGGAGUGGUGGGUAAGGGACGCUGAGGUGGCGGAGAUUGCGGAGAAGGCGCGGAAGAGCCCUAAGGGGCGGCCGCUGGUCUCGUCUGUGUUGUCUUUUGCUCGAAGAUGA
Molecule: messenger RNA, 2136 nt
Organism: Closterium sp. Yama58-4
Lineage: Eukaryota; Viridiplantae; Streptophyta; Zygnematophyceae; Desmidiales; Closteriaceae
Source: the annotation of a GenBank genome assembly